AUUAUUAAAAAAAAAAUAAUUAAUUUGUAUAUUAAUUGCAUUAAUUAAAUAAAAAUUAAUUUAAAAUAAAAUAACUAUAGAUUUAAUAAAAAAAUGUACAAUCAAGAUGAAAAUAUUGUAAAAAAAGCUUUCCAAGAAGCAUUUUAAACAAAUGAUAAUAAUAAAAUAUGCUCAGAUAAUUUCCAAUAAAUCCUUUUAAAAGAAUAAAGUCAUAUAAACCAUGAUAGUAUAGUAAAUUUAUUAGAUAUAUUAAAAAAUGGUUCUCAUGAUGAUUAAGUUGAAUUGUAUUAACAUCAAUUGUUUUAUAAUUUUUUAUAAUAAUAGAGUAAAAUCUGCUUUAUUAUAAGUUUUAGAUGUUUGUACACAAAAAAAGCCUCUAUAUAUUGACGCAUUAUUUUUCCCUAAUGAAGAUGAAUCAAAAGUACAAUAUUAUUUAAAUUUAGCCACACAAUCAAUAGAUAUAUGUGUAUUUAUAUUAUCUAAUGAUUAUUUAGCAUGGACAAUUUACGAUCUUCAUAAAAAAGGAAUUAAAAUUAGAAUUAUUUCAGAUGAUGAAUAAUUAAAAUCUUAUGGAUCUGACAUUUAGGAUUUAUCUAAUGCAGGUAUUCCUUGUAGAACAGAUUAAAAUAAGGUUGCUCAUAUGCACCAUAAAUUUUGUAUUAUCGAUAAAUGCAUUUUAAUGAAUGGAUCAUUUAAUUGGACUAGUUAGGCUGUUGAUUAGAAUUAAGAAAAUUUAACUAUUAUAGAAAGCUAAGAGUUAUCAGAAAAAUAUUAAGAAUAAUAUGAUAAACUUUGGGAAUCAUUCGAAGCUUAAUAACUAACAAGUGAUGGAAAUGAUCCUUUUUUGACAAGAAAAAGACCAACCUGGAGAGAAAAGUAAAAAAAGAAAUAAAAUAAUGAGAAAAAUGAUGAAGGAAAGAAAUAAUAACCAAAAAAAUUUUAUUAUCAUAAAAAUAAGUGAAAAAAAUUUUAGU
Messenger RNA from Ichthyophthirius multifiliis, 974 nucleotides. RefSeq lists its product as hypothetical. Gene Ontology annotation, molecular function: RNA endonuclease activity producing 5'-phosphomonoesters, hydrolytic mechanism. The record is from RefSeq and is a predicted model, not a curated record. Lineage: Eukaryota; Ciliophora; Oligohymenophorea; Hymenostomatida. The transcript is spliced from 4 exons.